UGAUAAGCGACGUCAAUUGACGGGACACACUACGAAGAAGGUUGGCGUUGCUUCAUCCACGACGCUCAUUCACGUCGCUCUGGACGUCUUCAACAUCGAAACAGACCUUGCACCACGUUCCCAGACCACCGCUUAAUCUUACUCACCACCUAUCGCACCAUACCUCGCUUGAACUGAGCCAUGGACGCCUCUGACGAGCGCGAGAACGACUAUCUGCGGUUCCUGCGCGGCAUGCGGCCAGACGACGCCAAUAUUCAGGCUUCAAUGCGUUCGUAGCAAUUUACCGCUUUAGUUUAUAUCACUACGACGAUGUGCUAAUAGUGUACUGACCGUAUCGUGCGUUUAUUUGACGACCAUAGCUGAUCUGUCGACCGCGCAGUCCUCGGAGCUGGACUUCCGAACGUCUUUUGUGGGACCCGACGGACUACCGGAGAUCGACCAUGACGGAGCUGAGUUUGCAAGGAUGCUAUUGGCUCAGGCGGAGCAGGAGCAUAAGGACACAGAUACGGAGGCAGAGGACGCUGUCGCAGCAGCCCAAGCGGAGGCGGAGGAGGCCGCUGCUGCAGUCACCGGCGUGUUGCAGCUAUCGUCUGCGCGUGUGCGAGCAGAUUCGACUCAGAAUCGACGCGUGGAGAAGACUCCGGCUGCUAAAGCGAUCGACAACUUCGUUUUGACCAAGAAAACCUGCAGAUACUACAACAAAGAGCGCGAGAGAUGUAAGCGUGCUGCCACGGGGCUGGAUGGACGCUGUGCCAUUCACAAGGUCAGCCAGUUCUGCAAACAUCCCAAGUGCAACAAAUAUAACCAGGGAAAUGGCUUCUGCAUUAAACAUGGUGGCGGCAAGAAGUGUAAGUACGAAGGUUGCGAAAAGCAUGUCCAAGGCUAUGGCUACUGUUCAGGGCAUGGCGGGAAACCUCUGUGUCCUAUUGAAGGAUGCGAGAACAAGAGGAUGGAAGGAGGAUAUUGCAAGGCUCACGGAGGCGGUCGAUUCUGUCAACACGAGGGCUGUAAGAAACGCGAUAUAGGCGGCGGUCUCUGCAUCUCUCACGGUGGUGGCAAGAAGUGUAAUGCCAAGGACUGCAAGAAAGUGGAUCGAGGCGGUGGCUUCUGCAAAGCUCACGGCGGUGGCAAAAAAUGCGAGAUUGAAAACUGCAAGAACUGGGCACUUGGCGGGGGUAUCUGUCUGGAACACAAAGGUCCCGGUAAGCGUUGCAAGAUGCUGGGAUGCACGAAAUACGAUCUUGGCGGGGGGUUCUGCAUUGCUCACGGUGGUGGUAGGAAGUGCAUUAUCGAAGGCUGCAACAAGAUUCGGCAGGUGAACAAGCGCUGUCGAGGUCACGGUGGUAAAGUCCUAUGCAGUGUACCCAACUGUGAUCGCGCCGCACAGAACCGGAAGCUGUGCAAGUCUCACGGAGGCGGUAAGUUGUGCAAAUACGAAGGUUGCACCAACACGCAAAAAGGCAAAGGAUUUUGCAUUCGACACGGCGGAGGCACCAGAUGUAAGGAGGAAGGAUGCAGCGCGAUCCAGCGUGGAGGUGGUUAUUGUAAGGGUCACGGCGGAGGAAAGAAAUGCUCGUACACGUACUGCAAGAAAUGGGUCGUUGGCGGUGGAUAUUGCGACGACCAUCU
Phytophthora nicotianae INRA-310 is the source of this 1629-nucleotide messenger RNA. RefSeq lists its product as hypothetical. NCBI's taxonomy places the organism in Eukaryota, Oomycota, Peronosporomycetes, Peronosporales, Peronosporaceae. The transcript has 2 exons. The annotation marks the transcript as partial. The record is from RefSeq and is a predicted model, not a curated record.